Messenger RNA from Chenopodium quinoa (quinoa), 2705 nucleotides. RefSeq names its product root phototropism protein 3-like. Lineage: Eukaryota; Viridiplantae; Streptophyta; Magnoliopsida; Caryophyllales; Amaranthaceae. The coding region runs from base 386 to 2443 and encodes 685 amino acids. The transcript has 4 exons. The record is from RefSeq and is a predicted model, not a curated record.
CUAAGUACUAAAAGCUACCAUAAGAAAGACAGACAAAGCAAAAGCUAAAAUCUCCCACUUAUGGCUGCUCCAAUUACAGGGCAAAAAUAAAAACACAAUCUUUAUUUUAAAAUUAAAAAUCAUCUCACGAAGUGAUGAAUUUUUAGAAGUAAAAUUAUUCAGAUUUCUGCCCAUCAUUCAACAGCCUGUAUUUUGCAGAAAUAGUUUGAGAAAGAAAUCAGUGAAAAAUUCCAAGAAAUUAUUUGCUGGGUGUUAAAUAAUUCCAAACAUUGCCCAUGUUUACAACUUCCCAUUUCAUGUUAUAUUUCUUGAUUACUUCUCUUGAAUUAUUUCUCCAUUUUUCUUCAUUUUCAUAAGAAAAAUCUUAGCUUUUUUAAGUUUCAGUAUGUGGGACUCUGAAACUGAGUCUCUUGGAGGUAGAGAGUAUGGAAAUGGAGCUCAUGUUUCUGCCAAACAUGGUGUUAAAACAGAUGGGUUUGAGCAAAGAGGUCAAUCAUGGUAUGUUGCAACUGAUGUUCCAAGUGAUUUUCUGGUCCAAAUUAGUGAAUUUAACUUUCACUUACACAAGUACCCUUUAAUUUCGCGGUGUGGAAGAUUGAGUAGGAUCAUUUAUGAGACCCAUGAAGGAGAUUUAAACAAGAUAAACUUGGAUGAUCUCCCUGGUGGGCCGGAGUCAUUUGAGUUAGCAGCGAAAUUCUGCUAUGGAAUCGCGGUUGAUCUGACAGCAGCCAACAUCUCGGGCCUAAGAUGUGCUGCAGAGUAUUUAGAAAUGACAGAGGACCUAGAAGAAGGAAACCUCAUAUUCAAAACUGAAGCCUUCUUAAGCUAUGUAGUUCUGUCAUCUUGGAGAGACUCCAUCAUUGUUUUAAAGAGCUGUGAGAAGCUCUCGCCUUGGGCAGAAAACCUGCAGAUUGUUCGUAGGUGUAGCGAGUCUAUUGCUUGGAAGGCUUGUGUAAAUCCCAAGGGCAUAAGGUGGAACUACACCGGGAGACCUUCAAAGGUUUCAAGCCCCAGUUGGAAUGAUCUUAAGGACUCGAGUCCAAGUAGGGCGAUUCAAGUGCCUCCUGAUUGGUGGUUUGAGGAUGUAUCAAUCCUUAGGAUUGAUCACUUUGUUCGUGUGAUAACAGCCAUUAAGGUGAAGGGAAUGAGGUUUGAGUUAAUUGGUGCUUCGAUUAUGCAAUAUGCAUCCAAAUGGAUACCGGGACUAAUCAAGGAUGGUGGUGGGGAAGCCAUGUUGGAUGAUCUCAGCAAUGGGAAUAUCAGCAGAGAGAGCAAUGGCAGCAGCAGUGGCAGUGGAUCCGGAAGCUGGAAAGGUGGGCUCCAUUUGAUAGUCGCGGGGAAGGAAGAGCCUGAAGCAAUUAAAGCAAAAGAUCAAAGAAUGAUCAUUGAGAGCCUGAUUAGUAUUAUUCCACCCCAAAAGGACAGUGUUUCCUGCAGCUUUCUACUGAGGCUUCUGAGGAUGGCUAACAAGCUGAAGGUAGCCCCCGCUUUGGUCACUGAGCUUGAAAAGCGCGUUGGUAUGCAGUUCGAGCAGGCAACCUUGUCAGACCUUCUUAUACCAUCUUACAGUAAAAGUGAUACAACAUAUGAUGUUGAUUUAGUUCAAAGACUUCUGGAGCAUUUCUUAGUGCAAGAACAGACUGAGUGUGUAAGCAGUCCUAGCAGGUCAUACAUGGAAAAGAAUAUGUUUGAGGAGAGUCAAAGAGGGGGUGCAUCCAGUGCAAAGAUGAGAGUAGCAAGGCUCGUCGAUAGUUACUUAACAGAGAUUGCUCGCGAUAGGAAUCUCUCGCUUACCAAGUUCCAUGUCCUUGCUGAGGCUCUUCCUGAAUCUGCAAGAACUUGUGAUGAUGGUCUUUACAGAGCAAUUGACUCCUAUCUCAAGGCACACCCUGCACUGUCAGAACAUGAAAGAAAACGAUUAUGUAGAGUGAUGGACUGCCAGAAGCUUUCGAUUGAUGCCUGUAUGCACGCAGCACAAAAUGAGAGGCUUCCCUUAAGGGUAGUGGUGCAAGUCCUCUUCUCAGAACAGGUUAAGAUUAGCAACGCGAUAGCCAAUAACACCCUGAAAGACAACACUGCAGUAGAGUCCCAAUUUCAGCCCAUGGUCUCAACCCGAAAAACCCUUCUUGAGGGUACUCCUCAGUCGUUCCAAGAAGGGUGGUCAUCAGCAAAGAAGGACAUUAAUACACUCAAGUUUGAGCUGGAGACAGUGAAGUCUAAGUAUGUAGAACUCCAGAACGAUAUGGAGACUUUACAAAGGCAGUUUGAUAAAAUAGUGGCUAAACCGAAACAACAUUCUUCAUCGGCAUGGACUAGUGGGUGGAAGAAGCUAAGUAGACUUGCAAAGAUGAAUAAUAUGGAUUCUCAUGAUGAUGGCUCUGAUCAACCAGUAGCAGAACAAACCAGAAAAACGCCGAGAAGGUGGAGAAAUUCCAUUUCUUGAGUCUUGUGAAAAGUUUUUCCUUUUCUUUACAAUAAUAUUUUUGCUCUUACCAUGUCCAUUAUUUUGAAUUGCCUUACUUUUUUUCUACCAUAUAUUCUAAGAGGAGAGAAUUGGUUGACUUGUGAGUGAGAGUGUGUAAGUUUUUGUCUGUGUUUAGGGUGAAUGAAAUUGACUGCAGAAGUUUUCACUGGUUCAAUUUCUUCAGAUUAUAUUUCAGAAUACAACUAAGAUAAAUAAGCACUUAAUUACUUAAACAGCUGAA